GGAGCCUAUUUGUAACCCCUCCCCCAAAUCGUCUCUCUUUCUCUCCCUCUCUCUCUCGCUCUUUCGUCUCUCAGUAAAGUUGAGGCGUUCACUGCCCUGACUCAGCGACGGAGCUUUCGCUGUUUUUUUUUUUUUUUUCAUAUAUUGUAGUUCUGUGACAUACCGUGGAAAAGCGACUCGUUGGGGAAGAAGUCGUCCACCCAGUAGAUUUCCAGGUCCACGCUCUUCCCUAAACUUGAUCCAGCUCCAAGAUGACAGGCGACCAGCGCGCUCCACACGUCCGGCUGGUAACUGGCCAGCUUCUGUGGGAUUUGAUGUUGCCUUUAGGUGGCUUCAACUGAAGAUGGAAACACUGGAGUCAGAGCUGACCUGCCCGAUCUGCCUGGAGUUGUUUGAAGACCCCCUGCUCUUGCCGUGCGCCCACAGCCUGUGCUUCAACUGUGCUCACCGCAUCCUGGUGUCCCACUGCUCAUCCAGCAAGCCGCUCCAGUCCGUGUCAGCCUUCCAGUGCCCCACCUGUCGCUACGUCAUCGCGCUGAAUCACCGCGGGCUGGAGGGCCUCAAGCGCAAUGUGACGCUGCAGAACAUUAUUGACCGCUUUCAAAAGGCCUCCCUUAGCGGCCCCAAUUCGCCUACUGAGAGCCGGCGUCUGCAGCGGCCGUUCACCGCCACCAUUAGUGGAACAAUUGGCGGUGGCGGCGGCGGUGGCACGAGCGGAAGCAGCGCCCGGAGCAGUCCGGCCACUUCCAGCCACGCCCACCCGCAUGCCAAUCACACCAACCACGCCAACCACACCAACGCCAAUCACAGCCCGGCGUUCGUGGCGAAAAUGGAGCCGCGCAUCAGCUGCCAGUUCUGCGAGCAGGAUCCGCCUCGCGAGGCCAUCAAGACGUGCGUCACGUGCGAGGUGUCGUACUGCGACCGCUGCCUGCGAGCCACGCACCCCAACAAGAAGCCCUUCACCGGUCACCGCCUGGUGGAGCCCGUGCCCGACACGCACCUCCGCGGCCUGACCUGCCCGGAGCACGAGAACGAGAAGGUCAACAUGUACUGCCUGGUGGACGACCAGCUCAUCUGUGCCCUCUGCAAGCUGGUCGGGCGGCACCGCGAGCACCAGGUGUCCUCGCUCAUCGAACGCUUCGACAAGCUCAAAGCUUAUCAGGUGAGCCCGGGCAGAGUGUCAGACGCGGUAAUGACGGCUUCAAAGACAAGUGCUGCGCAAACCUUGGAGAACAACUUGACCAACCUGGUGAAGAGGAACAGUGAACUGGAGAACCAAAUGGCCAAGCUCAUCCAGAUCUGUCAACAGGUUGAGGUGAACACCGCCAUGCACGAAGCCAAACUAGUGGAGGAGUGUGACGAGCUGGUAGAGAUCAUCCGCCAGAGGAAGCAGGUCAUCGCUGUGAAAAUCAAGGAGUCUAAGGUAAUGAAGCUGCGUAAGCUGGCCCAGCAGAUUGCAAACUGCCGCCAGUGUCUGGAGCGCUCCAGUGCCCUCAUCACACAAGCCGAGCAGAGCCUCAAGGAGAACGACCACGCCCGCUUCCUUCAGACCGCCAGAAACGUAGCGGAGAGGGUUGCCAUGGCAACGGCCUCCUCCCAGGUGCUCAUUCCGGACGUCAACCUGAAUGAAGCCUUUGACAACUUUGCCCUGGACUUUUCCAGAGAGAAGAAGAUUCUGGAAGGCCUAGAUUACCUGACAGCGCCCAGCCCUCCAGCCAUCAGAGACGAACUGUGCACGGCCUCACACGACACCAUCACUGUUCACUGGACGUCAGAAGACGAGUUCAGCGUCACUUCCUACGAGUUGCAGUACACCAUCUACACCGGCCAGACUAACUUCAUCAGUUUGUACAACUCGGCCGACAGCUGGAUGAUUGUGCCGAACAUCAAGCAGAAUCACUACACGGUCCACGGGCUGCAGAGUGGCACACGCUACGUCUUCUUCGUCAAGGCCAUCAAUCAGGCGGGAAGCCGUAACAGCGAACCGACCCGACUCAAAACCAACAGCCAGCCCUUCAAGUUGGACCCUAAAACGGCGCACAAAAAGCUGCGUCUCUCCAACGACUGCCUGACCAUGGAGAAGGACGAGAGCUCCCUGAAGAAGAGUCACACCCCGGAGCGCUUCGGCGGAACGGGCUCGUACGGAGCGGCCGGCAACGUGUUCAUCGACAGCGGGUGUCACUACUGGGAGGUGCUGCUGGGAGCGUCCACCUGGUAUGCCAUCGGCGUGGCUUACAAGUCCGCCCCCAAGAAUGAAUGGAGCGGCAAGAACUCCUCAUCGUGGGUGUUCUCCCGCUGCAACAACAACUUCAUGGUGCGCCACGACGGCAAGGAGAUGCUGGUGGAGUCCAGCCUGCAGCUGAGGCGCCUCGGCGUCCUGCUGGACUACGACAACAACUCUCUGUCCUUCUACGACGCCAUGAACUCCCAUCACAUUCACACCUUCGACAUCUCCUUCCUCCUGCCCGUGGUGCCCACCUUCAUGAUCUGGAACAAGUCGGUGAUGAUCUUGUCGGGGCUCCCCGUGCCGGACUUUGUGGAGGGCAUGUCUCUGGACCAGCAGGAGCAGCAGAUGGGUCUGUGCAGACAGGAGUCCCCCUACUUGACCGGGAUGAAGACCUGCCACUGAGGUGGGGACGGGUGCACCUUGAGACCGGCGAGGCACGGAUCUGUGAGGUCGGUGGAGAAAGCGUUAGAAGCGGACUUUUCUACCGCGUGUUAAAAUAUGCACAUCAGUAUUCAAACUUGACCAUCAUUACCCAAAGUCCCGGCAUUACAGGUCACCUUUGACCAACUGAAACUGGGGAAAUUGUCAAGCAGUUCGAUAUCCUAAGAAGUCCCGCUAGUUUCCAUCAGUUAAAAGACGGUUUCGGUUCUAAUAGGGCUGGGCGAUACGGCCUUUUUUUUAAUAUCUCGAUAUUUUUUAGGCCAUGUCGCGAUACACGAUAUAUAUCUACGUAUAUAUAUAUAUAUACGAUAUUUUGCCUUAGCCUUGAAUUAAAACUUAAUGCAUAUAAUCACACCAGUAUGAUGAUUACCGUUUUUCCUUGAAUUGCCGCCGGGGCGCUAAUUAUUUUAAAACCUCUUCUCACUCCGGCCCUUACAAAAGGCAUGCGGUAAAUGUAGGCCUGCGCUUAAAAAUUUGAGUGUGAUGUAAGGGUACCAUCAUGAAAAGCACAUUUAAUUUAAAAAAAACGUUAUUAUGGUCUUGCCUUUACUUAUAAAUGAAGUCCAUGCGCAGCUCCUUCUGAUCAAAAGCAUCAAUAACUUGUUUAUAGAAGUCUUCCUUCAGUUUUAAAAGUCUCUGUCUCGAUGGAGAUCUUCAUUUAUUACCUCCUGCUUUGAUUGAAAGUCCAGUUUAGAAAACUGUUUUAUUUUAGAUAUGUAAUCCUCCAUGUUUAAAGUGCAAGCGAGAGUAAAAAAUAAACACACGCUGCUCACUCUUGCUGGUCCAGUUCAUGGUCGGUAGGUGUGUAGCCAUAGGGCUCUCUCGUCUGGGUGGCUCCCGACUGCUAUCCGUUAGCUCGGCUCCUCACGUGUAGUGCGGGCGACGACAGAAUUACCCUCGGACAACUCCCCCUCCCGUUCUGCUCCGUGGGUGAGCUCUUUAUCCCACCGCUGCCACCAUGAAGUGUUAUUGUAUAAAUAAUACACUGGGUAUUUAGGACUGGAACAAGCUUUAUUUCAGCCCGGUUGUUUACAUAGCCAGCAUAAGAGUAGUGGUGUUACAUCCUAAAGGGUCCGUCGUGCACCCCCCGCGUUAUAGCACAUAUCACUGCACUGGUUGUCACUUCUUCUGCAGCCGAGUAGUCGCAAGAAGGAUCACUAGCGCCCUCUACCACCAGCAGGCGGCGGGAGUAAUUUAAUGACUUAUAUUUGACACACGCAGCUACGGUAUAUUAAUAAAACAUAGCUGCUUACUGUUCUUUUUAGCAUAUUCAAUAGCUUGGACCUUAAAUCCUACUGAAUACCUAGCUCUUAAUUUUCUUCCCUUUAUGAGAGUUCAAAUUAUUGAAAUCAGCCUCCUCCAUUUUGAAAAUGAUGACAGGGGAAGUGUCACUCGUGACGUCACGUUUUUGACCAGGCGGUAAUACUAAGAUUGCGCUAAUUAUUUUGCGAAGCGAGUUUGACCCGGUAGUAAUUCAAGGCAGGCGCAUACUAUAUGCCCUGCGGCAAUUCAAGGAAAUACGGUAUUUAUUAUUGGUUAGUGUGGGGCUUGCCCUCCUGGGGGUUCUUCAGACCACCAAGCACCGACACGAGAGCCUGUUUCAGGGUUACAAUAUUGUUUUCUUUUUCAAUAAGUCUCUCAGUUGCUUUCCAGCAAUUGUCGUUUUCUCUUUCGUUCUCGCUCGCACUUCGGCUCCAGCCCCAACCCCGUCUCUCCUCCUGGCUGCUGCUUAUAAACAGGGCGACAGGUGAUUAGAUAACAAGGCCCAGGUGGGCCCUCUACGCACCUGUCGCUGAUUUCGAGGCCGGUCCUGGCAACACCACGCUUCGCUGCGGGCCCGCAGGCCACGCCCCCUCCACAGUUAGCUUCAGAAUAACAAUGUUAUUACAGAGAAUAAGAGACUUAUUAUACUCUAGAAAUGUUGGUCUUACUUAAAAAUGCACGUGUUUAGUUGUGUUAAGUGUUAUAAAAAAUAUUAUAUGGCUCUUACGCAAAUACAUUUAGAAUAUUUGGAUUCUUGGCUCUCUCUCAGCCAAAAACGUUCCUGACCCCUGCUCUAGCAGGUGACUUUUCAAGUGAUGCUACAUAUUAGCAGUAAGGCUUCUUUUCGUAGCAACGCUUUUGCCCCACACUCGACAAAUUACGGUUGUCCGUUCGACAUAUUCCCACUUGAAGCCAAACAUCCGCCAGACCAUGGACCCUCAGUUGUUUUUCCUGGGAAUUAAUUCUUCCUUCAUUUGUUACCAGAUUCGCGCCUUCUUUCUCUCUUAUUACCACUCGCACGGCUCCACUAGCAUCACAGCUAACGUUACCCAUGCUGCUACCUCUCUGCUCCGCGAGGGCGUAUAUGUAUGUAACGUAUAACGUGACGGAUAUAAGAAGGUGCGCUUGCUGUCUGUAGUGUAAUGCCCGCAGCUAAAAGCAACUGCGUGAGAACGUAUACCCGGAUAUUACAAUAUAGUCAUUUUCUAUAUAUAUCGAGUAUAUCGAUAUAUCGCCCAGUCCUAUGUUCUAAUCAACAAGUCUAAUAUCACUGACCAUUUGCUGCAGAGUCAGUAUCUACUGUAAGAGGACUGUUCUUGGACCUGACCGUGAGCGGGUCCACACAACCAGAUUUACUUUACGUGACUACUUAACUUGUAUCAUAAGAGUUCUAUGGAAAGUGUUAUUUAUGGCUUUUAUUUUGAAACCUAACAUAUCAUGCACUAUUUAAAGAAAAAAAGCAAACACAACUCAAUCUCUCCCAAGUGGGUUUUUGAGAAUAACGAUAGACAUGACACCCCUCCUUCACAUCGAAACUUCCCCAGAAUAUUUUAAUUGUCUUGUCGAGCAAAGGGAUAUUUUGUUUUUGUGAUUUUUUUUUUUUUUUAAACACAAAAUAUUAAGUCGCAUUUUAAAAAAAGCGAGGGAACACUUUAUUCUUGGAUUAUUCAGGGAAGGGGGUGUGGAUUUUUACACUUUAACUGUUGCAGCAUCACAGCAUGAUGGUGUUUUCCUAUGUUGUUGUCGGUGUCCACACACGCACACACACACACACACACACACACACACACACACACACACACACACACACACACACACACACACACACACUCGUCACCUUUCCUUUGGCUUGGCCUCACUGUGAUGAACGCAUGAUCACGCUGUAGAACCAAUGAUGUGCACUUCCGUUCACCUUUCGACACCCAGUUCACAUUCAAAAAACGGAUUUCGCGCCCCGUGAUUUUAGUCCCGUGUUGGAUUUAGCCCGUGCAUCGUUUUACACAAGAAUUUAGAACCAAAUUGCACACAAUGUGCUGUGUUACUGCACUUAAAUGGUGACAGUCCACUUUAAUGACCUGCCAAGCCAAUGAAGACAUUUUAUAUUCAUUUAUUUCCCCUAAUCUAUUUAAACUUCAGUUCUCAACAAAAUGACCAAUUAAGUAUUUUGUUACCCUUUGGAUUAGAUGUCACAGGUUGAAAUUAGUGCAAUACAAAUAUGUACUAAUUGAAAAAUUGGAUCAAAAGCCCUUUUAACGACACAUCAUGUAUAAAUGCAUUAUUACGCAAUGCGAUAUGUAAUAAUAGAAUAAAUGUUCACCUCAUUACCCGAUGUAAACAAUGACGCAGUUUGUAAUGAUUUGCCACAUGUUUUAUUAGCUUCUAAAACAUUGAAAGUUAUUACAAAUGCCUUAAAGUUUACUACAAAAAGCAUUCAAGCAUUUUUUGUUUUUAUUUUUAGAAAAUGAGUUGAACAUUUUAUUUUUUUAAGUUAUUUUUAGUACAAAAUCUGAUUAAAUUAUUGUACAAAAAUGUUACAGUUGUCAAAACAAAAGUUCUUUUUAGUGAAGUGAAGUGAAUUAUCUUUAUAUAGUGCUUUUCUCUAGUGACUCAAAGCACUUUACAUAGUGAAACCCAAUAUCUAAGUUACAUUUAAACCAGUGUGGGUGGCACUGGGAGCAGGUGGGUACAGUGUCUUGCCCAAGGACACAACGGCAAUGACUAGGAUGGCAGAAGCGGGAAUCGAACCUGCAACCCUCAAGUUGCUGGCACGGCCGCUCUACCAACCGAUCUAUGCUGCCCAUAGUACAAAAUCGGACAAAAUUAUUGUAUAAAAAUGUUAUAAUUGACACAAAGUAAAUUUUAGUACAGAAUCCUACUAAAUUAUUGUGUAUAAAUGUUACAGUUGUCAAUACAAAGUUAUUUUUGCCCAAAAUCCGACUAAAUUCUUGUAUAAAAAAAUGUUAUAAUUGACACAAGGUAAUAUUUAGUAAAGAAUCCUUCUAAAUUAUUGUGUAUAAAUGUGACAAUUUACAAUCAAAUGUUAUUUUUGGUACAAAAUUCGACUGAAUCGUUUUAUGAAAAUGCUACAAUAGACAAUAUAAAGUUAUUUUUUAGCACAAAAUCAUUUUAAAUUGUUCUAUAAAAAUAUUAUAAUUGACACAAGGUAAUUUUUAGUACAGAAUCCUACUAAAUUAUUGUGUAUAAAUGUUACAAUUGACAAUAUAAAGUUAUUUUUUUGCACAAAAUCAUUCUAAAUUGUUGUAUAAAAAUGUUUUAAUUGAGACAAGGUCAUUUUUAGUACAGAAUCCUACUAAAUUAUUGUGUAUAAAUAUUACAGUUGUCAAUACAAAAUUAUUUUUAGUACACAAUCGGACAAAAUUAUUGUAUAAAAAUGUUACAAUUGACAACCCAAAGGUAUUUUUGGUACAAAAUCCGACUAAAUUACAGUUGACAAUAAAGGGUUAUUUUUGGUACAAAAUCAGACAAAAUUGUUGUGUAAAAAUGUUACAAUUGACAAUAUAAAGUUAUUUUUUAGCAUAAAAUCAUUCUAAAUUGUUGUAUAAAAAUGUUUUAAUUGACAGAAGGUAUUUUUUAGUACAGAAUCCUACUAAAUUAGUGUGUAUAAAUGUUACAAUUGAUAAUAGUUAUUGUUUGGCACAAAAUCCGACUAAAUUGUUGUGUAAAAAUGCUACAAUUGACAAGAAGUUAUUUUAGUACAAAAUCCUACUAAAUUAUCGUGUAUAAAUUCUACAGUUGACGAUACAAGGUUAUUUUUGGUCCAAAACCGACUAAAUUGUUAUAUCAAAAUGUUACAAUUGACAAUAUAAAGGUAUUUUUUUAGCACAAAAUCAUUCUAAAUUAUUGUAUAAAAAUGUUAUAAUUGACACAAGUUAAUUUUUGGUACAGAAUCCCACUAAAUUAUUGUGUGUAAAUGUUACAAUUGACAAUGAAAGGUUAUUGUUGGUACAAAAUUCGACUAAAUUAUUGUUUAAAAAUGUUACAAUUGACAAUAUAAUGUUAUUUUUAGCACAAAAUCAUUCUAAAUUGAUGUAUAUAAAUGUUAUAAUUGACACGAGGUAAUGUUUAGUACAGAAUAUGACUAAAUUGUUGUAUAUAAAUCUUACAAUUGACAAUAUAAAGUUAUUUUUUAGCACAAAAUCAUUCUAAAUUGUUGUAUAAAAAUAUUAUAAUUGACAUCACAAAUCCGAAUACAUUUUUUCUAUAGAAUGUUACAAUGAGAAUAAAAAGUAAUUUUUAGUACAAAACCAUACUAAAUUAUUGUGUAUAAAUAUUAAGGUUGACAAUUCAAAGUUAUUUUUGGUACAAAAUCCAACUAAAUUGUUGUUUAAAAAUGUUACAAUUGACAAUAUAAAGUUAUUUUUAGCACAAAAUCGUUCUAAAUUGUUGUGUAUAAAUGUCACAAUUGGCAAGAAGUUAUUUUAGUACAAAAUCCUACUAAAUUAUUGUGUAUUAAUAUUAAGGUUGACAAUACAAGGUUAUUUUUUAUGCAAAAUCCGACUAAAUUGUUGUAUAAAAAUGCUGCAAUUGACGAUACAAAGUUAUUUUUUAGCACAAAAUCAUUCUGAAUUGUUGUAUAAAAAUGUUAUAAUUGACACGAGGAAAUGUUUAGUACAGAAUCCGACUAAAUUGUUGUAUAUAAAUCUUACAAUUGACAAUAUAAAGUUAUUUCUUAAUACAAAAUCAUUCUAAAUUGUUGUAUAAAAAUGUUAUAAUUGACAUCACAAAUCCGACUAGAUUUUUUCUAUAGAAUGCAAUGAGAAUAAAAAGUAAUUUUUAGUACAAAACCCUACUAAAUUAUUGUGUAUAAAUAUUACGGUUGACAAUUCAAAGUUAUUUUUGGUACAAAAUCCAACUAAAUUGUAGUUUAAAAGUUUUACAAUUGACAAUAUAAAGUUAUUUUUAUUACAAAAUCAAUUGUUGUAUAAAAAUGUUAUAAUUGACACGAGGUAAUGUUUAAUACAAAAUCUGACUAAAUUGUUGUAUAAAAAUGUUACAAUUGACAAUAUAAAGUUAUUUUCACCACAAAAUCAUUCUAAAUUGUAUAAAAAUGUUAUAAUUGACAUUACAAAUAUAUUUUUAGUACAAAAUCCGACUGCAUUUUUUCCAAUAGAAUGUUACAAUGACAAUAAAAAGUCAUUUUUAGUACAAAACCCUACUAAAUUAUUAUAUGGCAAACAUGUGACAAUUGACAAUACAAAUGUUGUUUUUUUCCCUAAAAAAUGAAAUAAAUAAAUAAAUAAAAACGACUACUAAAGUAGUCCAAAAUCCGACUACAUUUUUUCCUAUAAAAUGUUACAAUGACAAUAAAAAGUCAUUUUUAAUACAAAACCCUACUAAAUUAUUUUGCAAAAAUGUGACAAUUGACAUUUUUUUUCCCUUUACAAUUAAAUAAAUAAAUAAAUGAAAACUCCUGUGUAAAAGACAAACUACUUUUUAGUGCAAAAUCCUACUCAUUUAUUGUGUUAACAGCUUGUUAUUUUUGUUACACAAUUCGACUCAAUUCCAGUUAAAGGCUUGCAAUUAAUCCAAAGGUUUUUUUGGGGGGCAAAAUUGUAAUAAAUUCUUGCAAUUGACAUGUUAUUUUUUGCCCAAAAAUCCACUCAAUUCCUGUUAAAAAGUUUUGCAAUUGACAAGAUGUUAUUUUUGUACAAAUCCCUACUAAGAUUCCUGUUAAAGGCUUUCAAUUAACAAUACAAAGUCAUGUAAAAUCUUUCUAAAUUCUUGUAUAAAAGGCUUGCAAUCGUGAAUGUUAUUUUGUCGUGCACAAAUCCUACUAAAUUAUUGUGUAUAAAUAUUACACUUGACAAUACAAGGUUAUUUUUGGUACAAAAUCCAACAAAUUGUUGUGUAAAAAUGUUACAAUUGACAAUAUAAAGUUAUUUUCACCACAAAAUAAUUCUAAAUUGUUGUAUAAAAAUGUUAUAAUUGACAUUACAAAUAUAUUUUUAGUACAAAAUCCAACUACAUUUUUUUCUAUGGAAUGUUACAAUGACAAUAAAAAGUAAUUUUUACUACAGAACCCUACUAAAUUACUAUUUGGCAAACAUGUGACAAUUGACAAUACAAAUGUUGUUUUUUCCCUAAAAAAUUAAAUGAAUAAAUAAAAAUGACUACUAAAAUACUACUAAUAUAGUACAAAAUCCGACUAAAUUAUUAUUUUUGCAAAAAUGUGACAAUUGACAAAUUUUUUUCUUUAAAAAUAAAAUAAAUUAAAAACUCCUGUGUAAAAGACUCCCCAUUGACAAACUACUUUUUAGUACCAAAUCCUCAUAAUUUAUUGUGUUAAUAGCUUGCUGUUUUUGUUACACAAUCCUACUCAAUUCAAGUUAAAGGCUUGCAAUUUAUCUAAAGUUGUUUUUUGGGCGACAUUCUACUAAAUUCUUGCAAUUGACAAAGUUCUUUUUUGUGCAAAAUCCCACCUAUUCCUUUUAAAAAGUUUUGCAAUCGACAAGAUGUAAUUUUUGUACAAAUCCCUACUAAAAUUCCUGUUAAAGGCUUUCAAUUAACAAUACAAAGUCAUGCAACAUCUUUCUAAAUUUUUGUAUAAAAGGCUUGCAGUUGUGAAUGUUAUUUUGUCGUGCAAAAAUCCUACUAAAUUAUUGUAUAUAAAUAUUACACUUGCCAAUACAAGGUUAUUUUUGGUACAAAAUCCAACUAAAUUGUUGUACAAAAAUGUUACAAUUGACAAUACAAUGUUAUUUUCACCACAAAAUCCUUCUAAAUUGUUGUAUAAAAAUGUUAUAAAUGACAUUGCAAAUAUAUUUUUAAUACAAAAUCUGACUACAAUUUUUCCUAUAAAAUGUUACAAUGACAAUAAAAAGUCAUUUUUUGUACAAAACCCUACUAAAUUAGUAUUUUGCAAAAAUGUGACAAUUGACUAUUUUUUUCCUAAAAAAUAAAAUAAAUAUUUAAAAACUCCUGUGUAAAAGACUCGCCAUUGACGAACUACUUUUUAGUACAAAAUCCUACUAAUUUAUUGUGUUAAUAGCUUGCUAUUUUUGGUACACAAUCCUACUGAAUUCCAGUUAAAGGCUUGCAAUUAAUCCAGGUUUUUUGGGGGGGCAAAAUUCUAAUAAAUUCUUGCAAUUGACAUGUAAUUUUUUGCGCAAAAAAACACUCAAUUCCUGUUCAAAAAGUUUUCAAUUGACAAGAUGUUAUUUUUGUACAAAUCCCUACUAAAAUUCCUGUUAAAUGCUUUCAAUUAACAAUACAAAGUCAUGCAAAAUCUUUCUAAAUUCUUGUAGAAAAGGCUUGCCAUUGGGAAUGUUAUCUUGUCGUGCAAAAAAAUCCUACUAAAUUUUGUUGCAAAAGACGAAGAAUUAACAAUACAGAGUUUAUUGUUGUGCAAAAGAUCGGAUUCCUUGCUUGCAAAGGACGAACGACGCACAUGUGAAGACGACGCUGAGUGUUUGUGGACAUCACCCGACUUGUGAGAUACUUGGAACCGCUUUUGUUGGCCGUCAGUCGCAGGCUCCAAGCCAGCCGCGUGUUGAUCCGUGAUCCAGACUGACAACGGGGGCCAUCGGAGCGUGUCCGCCCGUCGGGUCACUGCAUGAAUUUGUGACCUUGCUGCAGGUCCACAGCUCCUUGAGGGUCACCUAUUCGGUGGUGACUAAAAAAAACAACAAAAAAAAACAAGAAAAAGUCAAUCGCCAUUCAUAUAUAUCAGACUUUGCAGUGUUAUUUCUUUCUUCAGUCCAUACAGAAAAUCUAUACAGAGAAUGAUUCUCGGUAGCCCUUGCAGUGCAGUGCACCACCUUAGAGACAAUGCAAUAGAUUCUCCUCCUUUUUUUUGCUUUUCAACACAACUCAGAAGAAACACUCUCCUCCCCUGUUGGUAUUUUGAUAAAAAAAAAAAAAAAAAAAGAGCGGCGUUGCAUUU
This is a messenger RNA of Nerophis ophidion (straightnose pipefish), 11834 nucleotides long. Its product is annotated as probable E3 ubiquitin-protein ligase MID2. Bases 344 to 2629 code for a protein of 761 amino acids. The record is from RefSeq and is a predicted model, not a curated record. Gene Ontology annotation, molecular function: protein binding; zinc ion binding. The transcript is spliced from 11 exons. Lineage: Eukaryota; Metazoa; Chordata; Actinopteri; Syngnathiformes; Syngnathidae.